This is a messenger RNA of Pterocles gutturalis (yellow-throated sandgrouse), 503 nucleotides long. It is a transcript of the gene DHFR, whose product is annotated as dihydrofolate reductase. The transcript has 5 exons. The record is from RefSeq and is a predicted model, not a curated record. Gene Ontology annotation, molecular function: dihydrofolate reductase activity; NADP binding. Bases 22 to 483 code for a protein of 153 amino acids. Gene Ontology annotation, biological process: tetrahydrofolate biosynthetic process; dihydrofolate metabolic process; folic acid metabolic process. NCBI's taxonomy places the organism in Eukaryota, Metazoa, Chordata, Aves, Pterocliformes, Pteroclidae. Gene Ontology annotation, cellular component: mitochondrion.
GAGUACAAAUACUUCCAGAGAAUGACUACCACAACCCAUGUGGAAGGUAAACAGAAUGCAGUGAUAAUGGGUAGAAAAACCUGGUUCUCCAUUCCUGAGAAGAAUCGUCCUUUAAAAGGCAGAAUUAAUAUAGUGCUUAGCACGGAGCUCAAGGAAACCCCGAAAGGAGCACAUUACCUUUCCAAAAGUCUGGAUGAUGCUUUAGCUCUUUUGGAUUCGCCAGAGUUAAAAAGUAAAGUAGACAUGGUUUGGAUCGUUGGAGGCGCUUCAGUUUACAAGGAAGCAAUGGAGAAGCCAAUUAAUCAUCGAUUGUUUGUGACAAGAAUUUUUCAGGAAUUUGAAAGUGACACAUUUUUCCCAGAAAUCAACUACAAAGACUUCAGACUUCUCACACAGUACCCAGGUGUCCCUGCUGGUAUCCAAGAAGAGAAUGGUAUUCAGUACAAAUUUGAAGUGUAUGAAAAAACAGUCACGGCACAAUAAAUGAGGCUUUUUGUACUUCU